Daldinia loculata is the source of this 1703-nucleotide messenger RNA. RefSeq lists its product as uncharacterized. The record is from RefSeq and is a predicted model, not a curated record. Lineage: Eukaryota; Fungi; Ascomycota; Sordariomycetes; Xylariales; Hypoxylaceae. The coding region runs from base 271 to 1173 and encodes 300 amino acids. The transcript is spliced from 2 exons.
UUUCUAAAGCAACAGGUAGGUACCUAUUAUUCGUUUAAUUUCUUAACAUAUAGAUUUCCUUGUUCCGUGGUGGGACUAGAUGCGCCUUUCUACCUAGUAGGUAACAUGAUUAUUAAAAACGUGUUACCGUCUUUGUUACCUAUCGCAUGAUCUCUAACCUACCUAGGUACCUGACAAAUACUCCACUCUAGUCUAGAAUUCUUUGACGACGACAUCUUCGUCUUCCCAACCCUCGCUACAACCACCGCAAUUGUGCUCUCAAGUCUCAAGAUGACUUCACUCAAUACAUUCGAAUGUUUCAACCACCUCCCAAAAGAACUCCGUAUUCUAAUCUGGGAGUACCACUUUGAAAGUGCUCGUAUUCACGUGAUCCAUCCCUCCCCUGAGAGUCAAAUGCGAAAUCCAAAGAGGGAGGUUCUUCUAUUCUGCUGCACCGUUCUAGACUCGGCUACCAAUCUCGUCAUUCUAGAUGAGCGACCUCCGUCCCCAUUGAUCAACCAUGAGGCUUAUGAUAUAGCCCUCUCGUGCAAGCGUAUCUGGACACCCGUUAUUUUCGGCAAGGAUCUUGCAGAUUCAGUUACCUCAGGCCGAGCUCGCGUGCCUCUCCAAUUCGCUCUAACACUUGCUUCCAAUGUACCCGACGAGUGCAACGACACGCGGCCGCAAGCGCGCCCCGUCUAUGUUGACUGGGACCGCGAUAUGCUCUACCUCUGUGUCUCGAAUGCUGAGCAAGCGUUCUGGUCGAUGCGCUCCGUUCCCUGGCGAGACAGUGUGAGGAAAUUGGCCGUGCUCGUGCCACAGAGCGAAUUUGAUAGGGCCAUCCCGUUCGGUCCGACGGAUCCCAUCCGCGAAGUACUUGAAUCUAUGACGGAGCUCGAAGAAUUAUUCGUCGUGCUAGUUCCUCAGGCUGACGUUCUUGUCCCUGUUACUACCCCUACUUCUAAAGUACUAACUGGUCUUUCAAGAGAUGAGUUCGGCUUCGUUCCAUACGUCGAGUAUCUCAAGAAGGCUGGUCUCGCAAGCAACCAUAUUCUUUAUGCUCGCACGGCCAUGUCAUUUCGUGAGGCCUUGGUAGACUUGCCUAGGAAAAUUAAGCUCAAGAGAGUUGUCGACGUGGAUUGCCUUACUUGCUCUUUCGGCUACUAUCGACGCAGUCUCAGUCCGUAUCUUUAAACUGCAAAUAUUUGGACAUAUUUUUCAUUAUAGCGUCAUUUUGUAGCGCUAUCUGCCUUCAUCUAUAUGAUUGGUCUCAUCUUCCUCCUCUCAGCAUUUCCAAUGGCAUAGGACAUUGAGCACCUCCGGCCCUUGAUUAUAAGGGAAUCUAUCUAUAACCCCGACACAAGAACAUUCCCCAGACUACCUAGGUAUUGAAGCAUGAGCCCCCUACGUCCUAGGCCUAGAAGCUACCUCUUGCAAUCCAGGCACCCUUGUCUAAGAUUCAUACAAGUCAACUAUGCCACAUCCGAUGAUGACAAUGAAGAAGGAUUCGAUUGAGUCUAGUGGGCGUGCUAGGGAUAUCUACCUAGAGGUCUAUAUACUUUUAUAUUCAAUCACCCGAUGCCCGCCUGUGACGCGUGCGGCGACUGGAGUACCGGAAUAGAGCCAGUGUAUCGCCUGACAAAAGAAAUAUGCCAUAUCCGAGUAUAUACACAAGAACUCGCAUCGCUACGAGCGGAGAGAAUAGAAACCAGCAAGAAAUUCGG